ACGACAAACCAACUAUAUAUGAUCUGCCAAUUAGUCCUUUAUUUGGUGUCAUAACUGCUCCGUGUGUCACACCUUUGAAAAAUCAAGAUGACAAACAUUAUUUCACCAUGUCUCAAAAAACUUACAACCCAUUCAAAGGUGCAUACACAACAAUGGAUAUUCCAUGUUUUUACAACCCUGACAAUGGUUGUCACAGUGGUGUUGCCAAUGCUACAAAAAAUGAGAAACCAAUUUUUACUGUGGCAGGCGAG
Entrophospora candida is the source of this 251-nucleotide messenger RNA. NCBI's taxonomy places the organism in Eukaryota, Fungi, Glomeromycota, Glomeromycetes, Entrophosporales, Entrophosporaceae. The record is from the annotation of a GenBank genome assembly.